AUGUGCGAGGCAAGGCUGGUGGCCCCGGAACUGCGCUGCCCUCAGCAGUGCGCGGAGCCAGCCCACCCCUUCUGCCGCCUGGAGUUCUGGGAGAGCUUCAGCGCAGAGCUGAUCGCCAGCGGCCGCAGUGCCGUGCGCCGCCUGGAGUUCUGGGAGAGCUUCAGCGCAGAGCUGAUCGCCAGCGGCCGCAGUGCCGUGCUCCGCCUGGAGUUCUGGGAGAGCUUCAGCGCAGAGCUGAUCGCCAGCGGCUUCUUCUCCACGGUCUACAAGGUGACCCAGGCUUCUGCUUGUAAAGUGAUGGUGGUGAAGAUCUACAAGAAUGAUGUGGACCAGGAGGUGAUUGUGCGUGAGAUCAGCCUGCUGCAGAAGCUGUCCCACCCCAACAUUGUCAGGUACCUUGGGAUAUGUGUGAAAGAUGACAAGCUGUACCCCCUUCUGGAGUAUGUGAAUGGAGGUUGCCUGGAGGAGCUCCUGGCCAGCAAAGACAUUGCUUUGAUGUGGAAGGAAAAAGUGGACUUAGCUUCUGACAUCACCAGAGGCAUGAUCUACCUGCAUUCCAAGAACAUCUACCACCGCGACCUCAACUCUAAGAAUUGCCUCAUUCGAGUGAUGCCACGGGGCCAUGAGGCCUUGGUGACUGACUUUGGGCUGGCCAGGGAGGUGGUGGAGCUGCCUGUGAAGGAUGGGGAGAGGAAGCUCAUGCGUUGCUCCUGUGCAUCCCCUGUCUCACCUCCUGCUCUCCCACCUUUCCUGCAGGUGGACGUGUUCUCCUUUGGCAUUGUCCUGUGUGAAAUCCUGGGCAGGAUCCCAGCUGACCCUGAAGUACUUCCCAGGACUCAGGAUUAUGGAUUGGAUGUUGCUGCCUUCCAGGGGAUGAUUGGUGAAUGCCCAAAGCAGGUGAUGGACCUUGCUGUUAGCUGCUGUUGGGUGGAACCAUUUAAGAGGCCAUCUUUCUCUGAGAUCCUGGAUGAGUUGGAGGAUGUCGCAGAGAGCCUGGAGUCUAGGAGGGACAAUCAGUUUUCAGACUGA
Indicator indicator is the source of this 1029-nucleotide messenger RNA. Its product is annotated as dual specificity testis-specific protein kinase 1-like. Gene Ontology annotation, cellular component: cytoplasm; nucleus. Lineage: Eukaryota; Metazoa; Chordata; Aves; Piciformes; Indicatoridae. The coding region runs from base 1 to 1029 and encodes 342 amino acids. The transcript is spliced from 8 exons. The record is from RefSeq and is a predicted model, not a curated record. Gene Ontology annotation, biological process: actin cytoskeleton organization; protein phosphorylation. Gene Ontology annotation, molecular function: protein serine/threonine kinase activity; ATP binding.